Messenger RNA from Epinephelus fuscoguttatus (brown-marbled grouper), 1861 nucleotides. RefSeq names its product HAUS augmin like complex subunit 8 (gene haus8). The transcript is spliced from 10 exons. Gene Ontology annotation, molecular function: microtubule binding. The record is from RefSeq and is a predicted model, not a curated record. NCBI's taxonomy places the organism in Eukaryota, Metazoa, Chordata, Actinopteri, Perciformes, Serranidae. Bases 37 to 1140 code for a protein of 367 amino acids. Gene Ontology annotation, cellular component: cytoplasm; nuclear microtubule; centrosome. Gene Ontology annotation, biological process: centrosome cycle; spindle assembly.
CCAAACUGGCGUACAGGCGGUUUGCUUCAAAACAUUAUGGCGUCGAGAAGAACUUCAACACUGCCAAGUAGUUUAAAAAGUACCUCCACUGACGCUAAAAGCUCGAAAAGUGGAAACAAUGCUAAUAAAGCAAACGUCAGUGGGAAUGGGAAGAAAACUGCUAAAUCAAGUGGGACUAUUGUCAAGUCUCGAUACAUGCAGUCUGCUGAGAAGACAUCUCUUUCAAAGAGUAACUCGCUGACCAAUGAGUCGAUGGCUGCACCACCAAGGCCUUCCUCGCCUAAGCCCAGUGGUACCAAACCGAGGGUGGGCACUCCACCAAGACGCUCACUGGCCCCACAGGCUCUAGCAACAUCAAUGAUGUCAAACACAACUGAGCCCUCACUGCUUGGGAGAAGUAUUCUGCAGUCCACUUUCUCAGAUGGACACUGCUUUCGCCCAGAGUUUGAUAUUUCAGUCAUUAAAGAAAAAACGGUGCUUGAAAAUGCAGUCGAGCCGGAGAAACAUCCAGAGAAUGAGAAGAGGAUUGUUGAAAUGCAAACAUUCCUACUGGCCUACCUCACAGCUAAGAUGGAGAGCAAUACCGCAAAGCUCAAGGCUGAGGCAGAGGCAAGAAUCAUGCAGGAGAUGGAGGAAGAGGAGGCGCUUCAUAAUGAGGUCAAGGAGAAAAAGCGUCAGUACCUCCUCAUGGAGAAAAACAGGCUAGCGAAUGAGCUGCUGGAUUUACAGAUUGCUGCUCUGACUCCAGUAGCAGAAACUGCCAGGCAGUUCACAAAGGAUUACAAGUCUUUCGCCACAGCUGUUGACACCACCCGACAUGAGCUGCCUGUCAAGAAUUUCUACAUUGAUGGCGACAGAAUGGAGUUUUUAGAUAAAGCGGAGGCUUGCCUGAAGGAGAGUGAGAAGCUGCUGAUGGAGUGCACAGAGGGAGAUCAUACGGACAACACCACUUCCCUUGAGUGCCUUAGGGACAUGAAAACAACAUCAAAGGACAUCAGUCAGCAGCUGUCAGGUACAUUUUCAGAGCUGCUGGAGCUGUCAUCAUUGAUCUGCCGCCACACAGUCCAUGUCCAGCAGGCCGCUGAGGAAGAACAGCUGGGCACUGCAAGAACCCACAAGCUGUUCUGCCCCAAACAGUGAAGGACAGCACACAGCAUGGGAUACACAGUACAUGCACUUUGGAUACCCCUCAACCCCAGAUCUUCCCGGUUUGCAUAUAUUUGUAGCGUUUGUGUCUUGUCUGAUUUCUUUGCAGCUGUAUUAUGAGAUAUUGUAAAUGUUGGAUAAUGACUGAUACUGUUUUAUAGAUGGAACAUUGGUAAUAAAUACAACAACAACAAAAAUAAUAAAAAUAUAAAACGGAACAAUCAGCAUGGCCAUUUAAAUGAGAAGCAACAAUAUGCAAGAGGGGGGUAUUCCAGUUUUAUGAUGUGUUAAAUACAGCUGCAAAAAAUACCUUAAUGUCCUCCUGAGACCCUGCGUCCUCAUGAGGACAUUUGCUGCACCUUAUAUUUCAUUCUGCUCAACUUAAAUCUGUUGUCCUCAUUCGUGGACAGUUAGUCUGCAGCUAAUCUUGACACAAAAGUGGACAAGGUACAAAACCUGAUCACACUGUAUGGUUGAAACUUGUCCUUGACCAAUUAGGUGUAACAGACUGUCUCUACAGACAAAAGGACAUUCUUCACUUGGUGUAUGGAACAAGGAAAAUUCAUCCAGACUUACAAAAUGAACAAAUCACAAGACUUUUAGAUAUGGUGCAUUAUUUGUAAUUUAGUCUUUGCACAACAACAUUCAGACAUUUAAAUAAACUGUUUUAUAUUUUAUUACACACUGUAACCAUAAAAAAGAAACCCACUUUCCU